AUGGCAGAACAAGAAUAUCAACUUUCACUGACGGAGAUUGAACACUUCCUUGAGCACGGGUGGAUAAAGUUGUCGAAUUGCUUCUCACGAGAACAGGCAGCUGAGCUGCAAGAAACGCUAUGGAUCCGGCUCGGUAUGGAUCCAAACGACGUGUCAACAUGGCACACCGAACGAACGAACAUGCCAUGGUUCAACUCCUUCUCCGUCGCCACUCUAGCACCAAAAGCUUGGGGUGGUAUAUGUUCCCUCCUUGGGGGGUCCUCUCGCGUCAACCCCGAAGCUUCAACAUGGAAAGACAGCUUCAUCGUCAACCUCGGCACCCCCUCUAAGCGCAACAAAGUAGUCAAACCUCAGGAACUAAGAGGCUGGCACAUAGAUGGAGACUUCUUCGUCCACUACCUCGACUCGCCCGAGCAAGGACUUUUAGUAAUUCCGUUGUGGACGGACAUCAGCCCUGGGGGUGGUGGGACCAUGAUUUGCCCUAAAGCGAUCGGGGUUGUGGCGAAGCAUCUGUACGAGCAUCCGGAAGGGGUGAGUCCGAGGAUGACACCGAGGGCUCAGAAUCCGACGUUCAAGCAAGAGGAGACUGGAUUGAGAUGGUUCAAUGAGAUCGCCAUGUCUAUGGCCGAUUCAGACUUUAUCGAAGCAACGGGAGUCAUCGGCGACGUUUACCUCAUGCAUCCACUGAUGCUCCAUUCAGCCAGCAACAAUCAGUUACGGCAGGUUAGAGUCAUUACCAACCCUCCAGUUAGUAUUAAACAACCAUUUGUCUUUGAUAGGGAGGAUGGGGAUUAUUCGGUGGUGGAGAGAAAAACCAUGAGGGUGCUAGGGAAGGAGAGGUUGGAAGGGUGGAAGAUUACGAGCGAGAGACAGGGUAUUGUGCCUGAGAGAGUGAGGAUCCAGCAGGAGAUGAAAAGAAAGGAAGAGGAAAGGUUGAGGGCCUUGAAGAGUGGUGGCGAAGUAAAGCAGGAGGAGGUGGCUCCUGUAGUAUAA
Lindgomyces ingoldianus is the source of this 993-nucleotide messenger RNA. RefSeq lists its product as uncharacterized. Lineage: Eukaryota; Fungi; Ascomycota; Dothideomycetes; Pleosporales; Lindgomycetaceae. Bases 1 to 993 code for a protein of 330 amino acids. The record is from RefSeq and is a predicted model, not a curated record. The transcript has 2 exons.